AUGGUCAAACUCAAGCUCAACACCUCCGCCUCCACGCUCUCCGCGCAAAAGCCUUCGUCCGCGGCCGCCUCCAGCUCCUCCGCCGGCGGCGGCAGCACCUCAACCCCAAAGACCCCCAAAAUCAAGCUCAAGACCAAAGCCUCCGUGCCCACGCUCAAGCUCAAGUCCUCCUCCUUCAGCCAGGCGACGCCGGCCUCGCCGCUGCGCACCCCCGUGCUCAAGCUCAAGACGCCCAAGCAGCCGGCGGCGCGCAAGCGGCGCCACGAGCCCGGCAACGGCUACGACAGCGAAGCCUCGGACCGCGAGGAGGACCCGGCGAUCGAGGAGCAGUUCAUCCUGCGCAUGCCGCCGGGCGACGACUGCGAGUACGUGCGCGACGCCAUCGAGCGCAAGGAGCUCAGCCCCAAGAGCGACAUCUGGUUCAAGUUUAAGGACGCGCGGCGCGCGGUCGUGUGUGUGCGCGGGAACCUGUACGCGGGGGUGCUGGUGGACCUGCCCAGCAUCAUUGAGAGCAACAAGACGCUGGACAAGAAGGCCAUCUUCAAGACGGCGGAUAUAUGCCAGAUGCUGCUGGUGGGCGAGCGCAUCAGGAGCGAGGAGGAGGUGUUUUCGCUGCCGGUGCGCCCGCAGGAUGUCACGUACCCGCAUGGGCUGACGCCGCCGAUGCAGUGGGUAAGGAAGCGGAGGUUCCGGAAGAGGAUCUCGAACCGCACGAUUGAGGCGGUGGAGGCGGAGGUGGAUAGACUGCUGAGGGAUGAUGAGAGGGCCGAGGCGUCGUCGUUUACGCUUGUAGAUGCGGCGGAGCUGGCAAGGGAGGAGGAGGAGGCGGAGGAGGGGUAUGACCUGCUCGGAGGGCAGGGCGAGUAUGACGACGAGCAGGACGCCGAGGGCGAGAUGGAGUAUGACUUUGCUCCGGGCGAGGAGAUGGACGGGGAUACGCUUGCCAAUGAUUUGGAGACGGCGCUCAUGGACGAGAUGGAGGACGAGGCGGCCGCGCCGGAGGAGAGCGAGGACGAGGAGGACGACGAGGAGGAGGAGCCGGAGCUCGACGAGGAGGCGGCUCAGGCGGCGCAGGAGCAGCGCAAGCUGAAUGAGGAGAUCCAGGACCUCCAGGAGGCGAUCAAGGCGAAGGCGAAGGAGUACGACAGCAUCUCCAACGUCAUGCUCAAGGCGCGCAUCAGAGGCGUGAUUGCGAGCUUCCAGAAGGAGCUGGAGCUGAAACUGACGCAAUUGGAGGGAGCGAGAUAG
Messenger RNA from Morchella sextelata, 1248 nucleotides. RefSeq lists its product as uncharacterized. Gene Ontology annotation, biological process: transcription initiation at RNA polymerase II promoter; RNA polymerase II preinitiation complex assembly. Gene Ontology annotation, cellular component: transcription factor TFIID complex. Gene Ontology annotation, molecular function: RNA polymerase II general transcription initiation factor activity. The transcript has a single exon. NCBI's taxonomy places the organism in Eukaryota, Fungi, Ascomycota, Pezizomycetes, Pezizales, Morchellaceae. The coding region runs from base 1 to 1248 and encodes 415 amino acids. The record is from RefSeq and is a predicted model, not a curated record.